AUGUCGAACAAUUCUGAGCCCAGUAUUAAUUGGGAUCCCUACGUUCAGGAUGUUAUCUCUGUUUAUAUCACACAGAACAAGACCGCUGAGGAGACAAUUCGGUAUUUACGCGAAAACCAUGGUUUACAAGUCACUCUAAGGCAGUUCAAGCACAAAUUCGGCGGGCAAAAGAACAUUACGGAGAAAGAGUGGACGACUGGCAUCAUUCCAGCAAUUAGGAAACGCGCUCUGGAAAACAAGGACAGCGAUGUCUAUAUUCAUGGAUAUAAGGUUGGCCCUAAACGUCUCAAGAGAGGCAUCGACAGAUACAUCGCUUCGGUGAGCCGAGAUUACAUAGAUCUCGAUACCUCAACAGUGAUUGGGGAAAAUCUCUGCGAUCGGCUCUGCAUUGCAACUCCUCCUCCAUGUCAUUCAGCAUCGCCACCUGCCAACCCUAAUCCCGAAAUACAACUUCUGCCUGGUACAUCCAUCGCUCCUCCCAUAGAGCAUAUACCCGAAGCGUAUUUGCAGGAGUAUAUAGACAACACGUUUGCAUUGAUGAUCACCGACGGAUUUUCGGAGUCAUUUGGAUUGGAUACUAGUUUGGACGUGUCACGGCUCACCCUUAUGCUAAAUCUGCCCUACUUCCAAUUAAAGUACCCUAUCCUGCAAGGCCCCAGCAGCCCUGGGAUUGUUGAUUACCUCUGUUCUGGCCUUUCCCUUGAUGGCCCAUCAGCCAAUGGAUCAUUCGAUAUACCAGCGACUACCGACCAACCUUCAAAUGACUUUUCACACAUGCUCGCAAAGGUCAUUGGCUUCCUCUAUCAAAGCCAGGCUGCGGAUAUUAUCCCUUCUUUUGUUACUAAGCUCCAGGCUCUGAUACCAGAACGAUACCCUGGUGAGCUUAACGCCCAAAUCCAAGCGCUCUCCGAUCCCUCUCAAAAGCCAUCCAUUUCUCAACUUUUCGAAGUUGUCGCCUACUUUUCCUCCAAUAAUAUGCUGCAAAAACAUCAAGUAGCGGCAUUUAUCGAAUGGGUAAUUGAGCACAAUUAUUUGAAGCCUCUUACGCUCUUCUUGCGACAGCGACUGGACAUGCUUACUGUGAAAGCAUUCCUUGCCAGCCUUGUCGAAGCUGGCGCUCUUAUACAAAACACAGAAUUUCUAAGGCAACUCUACGCGAUUGGUGCUAAAUUCGACCAUGCUGCGGCACAGCUCGUGAAGAUUAAUGACCUAGAGUUUCAGACCUUCGUGCUGUCCACCCUGGAUCCAGAAUUGCUUAAAGGAGAGCCUGGAGGUCGUCUUCUUCGAUCCGUGGCGCGUACACAAAACAUCGAAGUGGCAGAAGCAUUAAUUCAAGCCGGGGCCGAAGUCAACAUUAGUCUAUCAGCGGAGGUGCCGACACCUCCUCUUUGGGAAGCAGUUGACGACGCUGGAUUUGAGAUGGUGAAAUGUCUAGUCAGAGCUGGAGCAGACGUGAACCAACGUUCUUUUGCGGGUCCUACCAGCCAUACAACUAUGCCUUUGUCUCUCGCGGUGUUUAAAGGGGAUAAAAGAGUCGUUGAAUAUCUGCUAGAUCAGAAUGCGGUGAUAAAAGGUUCCGUGUCCGGCAUGCCACUUCUUCAGUACGCGGCGGCCAGACGUGAUCCGGAUGUUUACAAACUUCUGCUGAAGAAAUCGGGGAGCGUGCCUGUGGAUACCGUUGGUCAGUUAGUAAAAGCCGCAGAUUCAGAAGCUCGACUUUUGGAAUAUCUUUCCCAACAUCCCCGAGUCUCCGAAAGAAUGCUCGAGCAAGCCAUGGUCGUGGCAAUAGAGAAUGAAAAUCCCCGGGCAGUUGUCAAUUUUCUACAGCACGGAGUUGACCCCAAUGGUUCUCAUUUACCAGACUUUGUAGACCGCCCUUUGGUCAUCGCGGUUACACUGGAUCCUCCGUCAUCUAGCCUCCAAUAUACAGCCCUCUUGAUUCACGCCAAAGCAGACGUCAAUAUCGAUGGCCUUUUGGAUGAGAUUAUUUGGCAGGAAUGUGACUCGGAGGAAGAUUACACUGCUGUCGUCAAUAUAUUGAUUAACGCAGGACUUGAUCUCACAAAAUAUGGUCCUACUGCAAUUGAGAGGACCAUGCGAUGUGAAGAUACGGAUAUUCUAGUCCUCUUAAUUGAUAGGGGCGUGUCUGUUAAUAGUUACGGACACAGAGCUACCCCUUUCCAAGCAGUUGCCCUGAAUCAUAAUCUUGAGCUCCUGCAAUAUUGUUUCAAGAAAGGGGCCGAAGUUAACAAGCCAGCUUUUCCCGUACGAGGGUAUACAGCCUUACAAGCUGCAGCUAAGGCUUAUUCAAUAGAGAAGAUACAAUUUCUUCUCAGCGUGGGCGCUGAUAUAAAUGCCCCUCCGGCCGUAACGGGUGGGGUGACGACCCUUGAAGCUACGGUCCGGCCAUGGGAGGUGUUCUUGAUCGACAAGGACGAAGAGGAUAGUGAGGGACGGCAUCGUGAGGAAGGAUAUGAGAUGUACAGUCAUCUUACGGAGACUUUCAUUUUCCUCCUUAGUAAAGGCACAGCAGCGAAUCGUCUAGACGGAUCGAGUAGCCCGUUACUUCACGAUAUUAUUGAACGUAGAGACACUCACCUCCUUAAGCUAGCCCUUGAAGCAGGAGCAAAUACAAUUCAUCGAUGGAAAACGCUAUCCUCAUCAUGGUGCGAAAGAACGCCGCUUCAGCUUGCAGCAGAAAUGGGUCAGGUGGAGGCUGUGAAGCUUCUUCUUGAUCACCAGGCAGAUCCGAAUGCCCUACCAGCACAUCGCCAUGGGAUGACAGCUCUCCAAGCCGCAGCAUCGUCGGAAACGGCCUGCAUAGAGACGAUAGAAUUGCUUUUGGCUGCAGGUGCUGCAAUCAACGCAGACCCCGCUGCUUCUGGGGGUAUUACUGCCCUGCAGGGCGCCGCAAUCAAGGGACAUUUUCAGAUAGCGAUGUUGCUGAUCGAAAAGGGAGCAGAUGUAAAUGCCCCUCCUGCGAUAAAAGACGGACGUACGGCAAUUGAAGGAGCUGCAGAGCAUGGGCGGUUGGAUAUGGUACAGAUGCUGCUCAACGCAGGCGCAAUUGGAGAUGUUAUCCGAAAGACCGGCCUCAUGAAGGCUAUCAGUCUAGCCAGAGAGAAUCGCCAUUUUGCUGUUGUCGAGUUACUCGAGGCUCGAGGAGAAGGGAUGAGCUCCUUCCUUUGA
Molecule: messenger RNA, 3189 nt
Organism: Trichoderma gamsii
Lineage: Eukaryota; Fungi; Ascomycota; Sordariomycetes; Hypocreales; Hypocreaceae
Exons: 4
Coding region: 1-3189 (1062 amino acids)
Molecular function (GO): protein binding
Source: RefSeq, a predicted model, not a curated record